This is a messenger RNA of Colletotrichum siamense, 570 nucleotides long. RefSeq names its product Protein UPS2. Gene Ontology annotation, biological process: phospholipid transport. The record is from RefSeq and is a predicted model, not a curated record. Gene Ontology annotation, molecular function: phosphatidic acid transfer activity. Gene Ontology annotation, cellular component: mitochondrial intermembrane space. Bases 1 to 570 code for a protein of 189 amino acids. NCBI's taxonomy places the organism in Eukaryota, Fungi, Ascomycota, Sordariomycetes, Glomerellales, Glomerellaceae. The transcript has a single exon.
AUGAAGGUCUUCUCCAACGCAGUAACCUUCGAGUACUCCUGGGAGGAGGUCUCAACCGCCAACUGGCGAAAGUACUGCCCCUGGAACGACAAGUCCUCCCACGUCGUCGCCGUCGACACCCUCGCCCGCAGCGUCGACCCCGCCACAGGCAUCCUCCGCACAGAGCGCCUCAUCACUUGCAAGCAGUCCCCGCCCGACUGGCUCAAGCCCAUUUUUGGCGACGGCAGCAACUCCCAGGUCUUCGAGACGUCCUACGUCGACCCGGCCAACAAGACCGUCACCAUGGUCUCCCAGAACCUGACCCUGACCAACCUCGUCAGCGUCCAGGAGACGGUCGUCUACAAGCCCAUCAGCGCCCACAAGACCCUCUUCGCCCAGGAGGCUCAGAUCACCGCCCUCUGCGGCGGCUGGCAGAAGAUCAAGAACAAGAUCGAGGAUACCCUCGUCACCCGCUUCUCCGACAACGCCAUCAAGGGCAAGGAGGGCUUCGAGACUGUCCUUGCUAUGAGCAGGAGGGCGUUCGAGUGCGAGCGCCAGCAGGGCAGCAUGCGUGAGGGUAUGGCGGCAUGA